Molecule: messenger RNA, 263 nt
Organism: Prorocentrum cordatum
Lineage: Eukaryota; Dinophyceae; Prorocentrales; Prorocentraceae
Source: the annotation of a GenBank genome assembly
GAGUUUCAGUCGUGCGUGCAGUCAUCUUUCCAGCACACUGUGGACAAGCUGCACAGGCACGUCAAGCCAAAGACCGGCAUUGAGACGGGGCUCCGCGACGACCAGGGCAGCUCCACUAAUCUCCAGACCAUCAUAAGUCGCAAGGGUGUGCUGUGGCAGAAAAAAUGGGCUUCCAAGAUACCUUACAACGGUUGCACCCUCUCCUGCGAGAAGCCCCACAACGAGCUCGGGACAAUCCUUGGCCACCUCUUACAGGCGAACAG